UCCCUUCCCAUUUUCACCAAGCAAUCUCCAAGCUCUAGUUUGCAAGAAAACAGAAGCUUCCUCUCUCAAAAAGACUUCAGACUCAUUUUCCUUCUGUGCACAACUUUGUCUGUCACUAAUACUAUGGCUUCAACAUUGGCCUUGUCAUCACCAUCACCUUUUGUAGCAAGCAAAGCAUUGGCUUCAGCUAAAGCAAAUGUUAUUUCAGGAUCAGCCAGCUUUCCUUCACCACCACGUAGACUGCCGGUGCUGAGAGCUCAGGCCGGUGGAGAUGGCAAUGUUGACGUGGCUGUUAAUCAGGGUAGUAACCAAGGGACUCAAAUGGAGAAGAGGCCUAGCUCUAGGUUGGCUGUGAAUGUUUCACCUUUUGGUUUAUUAGACCCCAUGUCACCAAUGAGGACUAUGCGCCAGAUGCUGGACACAAUGGACCGUAUUUUCGAAGACACUAUGAUACUCCCCGGCAGCAGAAGCCGAUCAGGAGGCGAGGUUCGGGCUCCUUGGGACAUCAGAGACGACGAGAAUGAGAUCAAAAUGCGGUUUGACAUGCCAGGACUCUCUAAAGAGGAUGUCAAGGUGUCCAUUGAGGAUGAUGUGCUUGUUAUAAAGGGUGAGCGAAACAAGGAAGAGAACAAGGACGAUGCGUGGUUUAGUAGGAGCUUCAGUUCCUACAACACACGCCUUCAGCUUCCUGAUAACUGUGAAAAGAACAAAGUGAACGCAGAGCUCAAGAAUGGUGUUCUGUACAUCGCCAUUCCUAAGACCAAAGUGGAGCGCAAUGUGGUUGAUGUAGACGUCAAGUGAUCAUAUAGAGUCCUUCUCGGUAUGAGAAGUAUAGGCUUGUUUACCAUAUGAAAUGGGAAUAAGGGAUUAGAUGCCCUAGUUAAUCGUGGAACAUCUUUGUCGGAACAAGUAUAGUGGCAUGUGCCUUCUCCGUGUGAAAUAUCAAAGCAGAACUUUGUAAGAGUCGAAAAGCGUGACCUUAUUUUUCACUCUA
Molecule: messenger RNA, 994 nt
Organism: Rosa chinensis
Lineage: Eukaryota; Viridiplantae; Streptophyta; Magnoliopsida; Rosales; Rosaceae
Product: small heat shock protein, chloroplastic
Exons: 2
Coding region: 124-801 (225 amino acids)
Biological process (GO): response to heat
Source: RefSeq, a predicted model, not a curated record